AUGGACACCCCAGAGGAUCCCUCGUACCGGAUGACGAGCCUAUCGCGCCGGAUACCAUUCGCGUUCGGCGACACUAGGAGGAAGAGGCAUGGUUCAGUCGACACCAUGACAUCUCAGAGCAGCGGUACUUCGGUCGCUCCAUCAGUUGACUCAGGCCAUUACUCUAUGACACCGUCGGUGACUUCGUUCAGUCGAGAAUCCGUUUGCGAGCGCGACCACGAGCAUAUGAGAAUUGUCAUGUACGACCGCAAUCUCAUGAACCGCAAAUUAGAGAAAUACGUGACCCGAAACCAGCAGCUGGAAGAGGAACUACAAUCCGCCAAGGUACAUAUAUGCGCCCAAGCUGCGGAGAUUGAGUCCCUCAAGGUCCAGUUGGAAACCGUGCAUCCUCCACACAAUGAACCUCGAUACAAUAAGCCUCUGCCGACGCCCCCAAAAACUCCUGACCGAGCACAGGCUGAGGAGGAAUACCUGGAAAGUGCUGCCGAUGAGACCGCUAUCAAUUCGGAUACGCUCACGACGCAGCUGCCUGAUGCUCGUGAUGAAAUCAGAAUUCUCCAGGCUGCCCACAGCGAGACGAGUAAAUCGCUCCACGAACAAAUAGAUACCAACUUGUUGCUGCUUGAUGAAUUGUGCAGUAUGAAGGAGCGACUCACUACUCAACUCGAGAGGGCAGAGGCGAUGGAGACCACGCUGGCAGCUACACAGGCCACCCUUGACGAAAUGAAAGACGAGAACGAGCGCCUACAGCGACAAUCGAUGAUCCCCAUGCGGAUCCGGAAGCAGUCGAUGACAUUCGAGACUGAUUCACGGCUGGCUGCGGCUCAAGCUGCCGCAGAGGAACUCAGAGAGAGGAACAUUCGUCUGCAAAAGGAGAUGGCGGACACGCUACCCGGAGAGCUGAAGUCGAAGCUCAACGCGGCCCAAUCCACCAUUGAAGACUUGAGGAGUCGAAACGAACGUCUGCAAGAGCAGGUUGCCGAGUCGAUGCAUGUUCGAAACCAGUUGAACGACAUGCAAGAACAGAACAGGCGGUUAAGGAAGAAAUUGGUCCCCAUCAGCGACCCCAUCAACACGCCCCUCGCGACCCGGUUCACCAAGAUGAUGGAUGAGCUCGAGCAUGCGCGAGUCCCACGCGACGAUGAGAAAUGUUUCGAGUUCUUCGAGAACAUCUUGCGGAUGCAUACCCGGAUGAACGGAAUCGCCGCUGUGGCAUUGAAGACACUGGAAAUCAUUAGCGAUGAAACAACCUUCAUGAAACUGCCGCGACAAGGGCUUGAAGUUGCGGAUCAAAUUGCGAAUCUAGGUGUGUGGAUGUUGGAACGACGCUGGCCGAGGGAGUUCAGACGGAAGCCAUUAGAGCGCUCCAAGACUGUCAACUUCUGA
Pseudomassariella vexata is the source of this 1386-nucleotide messenger RNA. RefSeq lists its product as uncharacterized. The record is from RefSeq and is a predicted model, not a curated record. Lineage: Eukaryota; Fungi; Ascomycota; Sordariomycetes; Amphisphaeriales; Pseudomassariaceae. The transcript is spliced from 2 exons. Bases 1 to 1386 code for a protein of 461 amino acids.